Molecule: messenger RNA, 595 nt
Organism: Ilex paraguariensis (yerba mate)
Lineage: Eukaryota; Viridiplantae; Streptophyta; Magnoliopsida; Aquifoliales; Aquifoliaceae
Source: the annotation of a GenBank genome assembly
AUGCAUAUCUUCGACGAUACUGAUCGAGCAACAGAGAUGUCGGAAAACAACGACGUUUCAUUCAGGAAACCGGCGUCCAGACUCCGGUGGGACGUGUUUCUAAACUUCAGAGGGGAAGACACUCGCGAUACUUUCACUGACCGGCUCUACGAAGCGCUAUAUCGAAAAGAAGUCCGAGUCUUCCGCGACGACGACGGGUUGACUCAGGGAGAUUCACUCACUCCAACUCUUCUCAACGCGAUCGAAGACUCGGCGGCUUCGAUCGCCAUCAUCUCCCCCAGUUACGCUUCCUUCAGGUGGUGCCUCGAAGAACUCGCUACGAUCUGCGAGUUUAAACGACUCGUUCUUCCCGUUUUCUACCGAGUCGACCCGAGCGAUGUUCGGAGACAGAAAGGACCGUUCGAAGAGGAUUUUCAAACACUGGAGAGAAGGUUUGGAACGGAAAAGGUGUUGCGAUGGAGAAAUGCUAUGGAAGAAGUCGGUGGAAUUUCCGGUUGGGUUUUCGAUGGCCGUGACGAGGAGUCACAGUUGAUUGAGCGUUUAGUCAAGAGGAUUUCGGCUGAAUUGAGCAAUAGUCCCGUUUUUGUGGCUCCAU